Caenorhabditis bovis is the source of this 3987-nucleotide messenger RNA. Lineage: Eukaryota; Metazoa; Nematoda; Chromadorea; Rhabditida; Rhabditidae. The record is from the annotation of a GenBank genome assembly.
AUGUUUAGCUGGCUACCAUGCUGUUCAGGAUCUUCAUCCGUAGGUGAUCAGACCCCAACUGAGCGACGAUUAAGAGCAAAUGAUAGGGAAUAUAAUUCACAAUUUAAAUACGCCGGAAAUUACAUCAAAACGUCAAAAUAUAAUGUUAUAACCUUCAUACCGCAAAAUCUUUUCGAGCAGUUUCAAAGGAUAGCCAACGCCUACUUUUUAGUGCUUAUGAUAUUACAAUUCAUACCCCAAAUAUCUUCAAUUUCAUGGUAUUCAACAGCAGUUCCUCUUGUGAUUGUGUUAGCAUUUUCGGCAAUCAAGGAUGGUUAUGAUGAUAUGCAAAGGCAUAUUUCUGAUCGAAGAGUUAACGGUCGAAUAUCGUACGUGGUCCGAGACGGAAGUCUCUGUGAGGAAGAAUGGAGCAAUGUUCGUGUUGGUGACGUCAUUCGAAUGAUGAGCAAUCAAUUUGUCGCGGCGGAUUUGCUGCUUCUCUCAACAUCCGAACCGCACGGAAUGUGUUAUAUCGAAACUAUGGAACUUGAUGGGGAAACAAAUUUGAAAACGAGGGCUGCACUGAGCGAAACGGAACAAAUGGGCGAUGAUCUUGAUGAAAUCACAAGAUUUAAAGGAGAAAUUGUAUGCGAACCGCCAAACAACAAACUUAAUAAAUUCGAAGGAAAAUUGAUUUGGAAUAAUCGAGAAUUGCCAAUUACCAACGACAACAUUCUAUUGAGAGGAUGCAUUUUGAAAAACACAAGAUGGUGCUAUGGAGUCGUAGUUUUCGCCGGAAAAGAUACGAAAUUGAUGAUGAACAGCGGAAAAACCAAAUUCAAAAGAACCUCUCUAGAUCGAUUUUUGAAUAUUUUAAUUGUCGGGAUUGUUCUAUUUCUGGUGGCAAUGUGCUUGAUUUGCACCAUACUUUGUGGUGUUUGGGAGUACACGACUGGCCGUUAUUUCACCAUCUACCUUCCCUGGGAUGAUGUCGUUCCCGAUCCUCACGAACGCGGAGCUCGUCAAAUCGCGCUCAUCGCCUUCUUAAUGUUUUUCUCAUACAUUAUCCUGCUAAACACUGUUGUGCCAAUUUCUUUGUAUGUCAGCGUUGAGAUUAUCCGAUUCAUUCACUCAAUGUGGAUAAAUAACGACGAACAAAUGUACUACGAGAAUGGCGAAAAGAGCGUGGCAGCAAAAGCGCAUACGACAACCUUGAAUGAGGAGUUGGGACAAGUUCAAUAUGUGUUCAGUGAUAAGACGGGAACAUUAACUAGGAAUAUUAUGACAUUCAACAAAUGCACAAUAGACGGCAUCUCAUACGGCGACGUAUACGACAACCGGGGGAAUUCCAUUGAAGUUACAGAUAAAACACCACCGUUGAGUUUCGCCUGGAAUCCGUCAUCUGAACCAACUUUUCAAUUUUACGACAAACGACUUUUGGAUGCGACUAAACAACGAAUUCCGUUUGUCGACGAAUUCUGGAGACUGUUGGCAUUAUGUCAUACUGUAAUGCCGGAAAGGGACAAAGGACAACUUGUGUACCAGGCGCAAUCACCAGACGAGGCUGCUUUAACAUCGGCGGCGAGAAACUUUGGAUAUGUAUUUCGUGCCAGGACCCCGCACAGUAUUACUAUCGAAGUCAUGGGAAAAGAGGAGGUGUAUGAGCUACUUUGCAUUCUUGAUUUCAACAAUGAACGCAAGAGGAUGUCGGUAGUCGUCAAGGAUCCACAUGGAAAGAUUCGAUUGUAUUGUAAAGGAGCCGAUAUGAUGAUAAUGCAGAGGAUAAAACCAACGACGUCACCUAUUAUGCGGGAUUCAACAACUUCCCAUUUGGCAGAUUUUGCAAAUAUUGGUCUCCGAACGCUUUGUCUCGCCUACAAAGACAUAGAUUCCGCAUUUUUUGAAGCAUGGAGUAGAAGGCAAAUGGAAGCGUCGACGUCGCUUGUAGAUCGUGAAGCAAAACUCGACGCCGUUUAUGAAGAAAUUGAGAAAGAUAUGACAUUGAUUGGUGCAACUGCUAUCGAAGACAAGCUGCAAGAAGGCGUGCCAGAAGCAAUUGCCCGUCUUUCGGAAGCGAAUAUCAAAAUUUGGGUAUUGACUGGCGACAAAACAGAAACUGCAAUUAAUAUUGCCUACUCAUGUCGAUUGCUUACUGAUGAAACACAAGAGAUCGUGGUAAUCGACGGACAAACUGAGCCCGAAGUCGAGGUUCAGCUCAAAGACACACGAAAUACAUUCGAAAACAUUUUGCGAGAACGACCAAGGAAAAGUACACAAGUUGAAGCUUAUAUUAAUGAAAUAAUAAGUCUUCUUGAUAAUUGUGAUAAGGUGGUAGCUCCUGGAAUGAAACCAACGAUCGACAUUGAGACGAUUCACGAUGAUUCGAGCACUUCCCCAAGAAGCUUUGACAGAGAUAUCAAAACACCGGACAUCAAAAACUACGAGAGUGCACAACAUCGAAACGGCGGAGUCGCCCUUGUUAUCAACGGCGAUUCUUUAGCUUUUGCUCUCGGUGCUCGACUCGAACGAACAUUUUUGGAAGUUGCCUGUAUGUGCGCAGCUGUGAUCUGUUGUCGUGUGACUCCGCUGCAGAAAGCACAAGUUGUGGAUCUUGUGAAGCGCAAUAAAAAGGCAGUCACAUUAUCGAUUGGAGAUGGAGCCAACGAUGUUAGCAUGAUCAAAACCGCGCACAUUGGGGUCGGAAUAUCGGGACAAGAAGGAAUGCAGGCAGUCUUGGCGUCGGAUUACUCACUGGGCCAGUUUCGAUAUCUCGAGCGUCUUCUUCUUGUUCAUGGAAGAUGGUCCUAUAUAAGAAUGUCGAAAUUCUUGCGAUACUUCUUCUACAAGAAUUUCGCAUUCACAUUGACUCAUUUCUGGUACUCAUUCUUUUGCGGCUACUCGGCUCAGACAGUAUUUGAUGCCGUCCUCAUUGCCUGCUACAAUCUGUUCUUCACCGCUCUUCCUGUUCUCGCGAUGGGAUCUCUCGAUCAAGACGUCGACGACACAUACUCAUUGCGCUACCCGAAACUUUAUUUACCUGGUCAAUUCAAUCUCUUCUUCAACAUGCGAAUAUUCAUCUAUUCGGUGCUUCAUGGAAUGUUCAGCUCGCUCGUCAUCUUUUUUGUACCCUAUGGUGCAUUUUACCAAGCAGCUUCUGCCUCGGGAAAGGAUAUCGAUGAUUACGCUUCGCUGGCUUUUACGACAUUCACAGCCUUAAUAGUUGUGGUCACAGGCCAGAUAGCUUUUGAUACCUACUAUUGGACAGCAAUCAGUCAUUUUGUGAUUUGGGGAAGUCUGAUCUUCUAUUUCCUUGUCUGCUUCCUACUAUACGAAUGGCUGCCAAUUUCGUGGAUUGUUAAAACAUCUUCCUCAAUAUCUUAUGGCGUUGCAUUCAAGACAAUGACAACACCGCAAUUCUGGUUUUCCAUAUUAAUGGUUGUCGUGAUCCUUCUUCUUCCAAUAAUGCUCAAUCGCUUCUUCUGGCUUGAUACACAUCCGUCAUUCGCAGAUCGCCUUCGAGCCCGCAAGAAGCUCGGCAAAAAGGAUUCUGCUCGCGAGGAAAAGAAACCAAGUUUCAAGAGAACGGCGGCUACUCGUCGCAGUGUCCGCGGAUCACUCAGAAGUGGAUACGCGUUCUCGCACUCGCAAGGAUUCGGAGAGCUCAUUCUCAAAGGAAAACUUUUCAAGAAUGUUGAAAACCUUCGCGGACGUGGCUCAGCGAGCAAAAUCCAUCCAAUCGAUGAUCCACCACGCAGACUGACAGUAGUUCCUGAGGACUAUUCGCAGUCGACACCGCCUUUCGUGUCGAAUAUUCCCACCAUGCCACUUCCAGUGCGACAACGUACCAACGAAAUACCUCAUACAUUAAGUGUGAACACAGAGGACUGGUCAAACAGUGAUAAUCGGCCUUCGUACGCCAGGGAACCCUCUCCUCUACAAGGUACCGUAAUCGGCGGCGAUGGAAAGGUGAUCCGAAAAACGAAGCCCCGAUGGGAAACGAAGGUAUAA